AUUUGUUUGUUUAUAAAAUUAAAAAAUAGAAAUGUUUCACGCAAUCUGAGAAUAUAUACUUAUAUUUGCUGCUGUUGCUUUUCUUUCUCAACUUUGUUGACUGAUGGUCAGUCUCUCUCGACAUCUAGCAUUAAAUACCUCAGGAAGUGGUGUUGUGUUUUUUGAUUCUUCCACAAAUAUGGACGACGACGAGUAUCUUCAACCAGUUAUCUCCUCCGAGGAACAAGAUAAUUUUCAAAAAUUAGAAACUAUUCCUAUUGUCGGUGUUCCACUUAUUUUUAGCGUUGCUCUGGAAAUUAGUGGAAUUAUUUUCGUAUCUCUUUGGCCAAAAGAGAUAGACAAAUGUGAAACUUAUUUUAUACUUUUAUAUCUUCAUUGUGCCUAUUGGAUUAUUAUUAUGGUCACUGAUCAUUUUAUAAAAGCACAACAUCAUAAUCUUCGAAUAUCUGGUUACUUAGAUUUUUAUCAAUCCACGUAUCAACAUAUAAGAACGCCACUUUUUAUCGUAUCCCUUUGGAAUACUAUUUAUCUUUUUUUGGCAGUAGUUUUACAUCAAAUUCAUAAAGCAGAUUAUGAAAUUUAUUGCAAAUCCUCGGAAUUAUUUACGCCACUUAAUUAUAUUCUUUUUUUUACAACUGUCGAAGUUUUCAUCAUUGUGCCUACAUACGUGAAUUAUAUCAAACGAGUACAUAGAUUUAAUAAUUUGAAACCACCACCGGAUGUAACCCAAGAGGAAUGGUUGACAUCAUUUAAUCAAGAUUCGUACGCGGGGGGAAGUGGAAUUGGUUUUCAUCAACGUGGUUCUAAUGUUACAGAACUGCUUGAAAAGCAAGCCGAUUUAAUAAGGUAUUUAAGAGAUCAUAAUGUGAAACUAAGCCAUCGAAUGAUGCUUCUUGCUUCACAACGUUCGGCUCCUCAGACGUAAAUUUUUAUUAUUAUUAUUAUUAUUAUAAUUAGAAAUAGAAGUCAAUUUUUUAAUAUUGCAGACUGAUAAGACGAAAAGAAUCUUUUUUUUAUAUUUUAUUCAGCAAAGCAUUUUUUGCUUAUUGUACAGCUUUAAUUAGAAAAUUAUUCAAUAUUUCAAAAGAAAUUAGUUUAUUAAUUUAAGAAUUGUGACAAAAAUUAUUUUGAUAAUUAGAGUAAAAGUACUUUCAAUCCUUCCAAGAAUUUUCAUUAUUAAAUAAAAUAAUUUUUACAUUUUUCUUUAUUCAAAAAAAUAAAUUAUUAAUUAAUUUUCAUUGCAGGGCGAUUCAUUAAUUAAAUAUUUCGAAAAUUUUUAUUAUUUUCACAUAUUUUAAUUAUGUACUAAACAAUUUAUCUACGUUUUUAAGCACUUUAUUUUUAUUAUAUCUACGUUCUAAAAAAUUUAAUUGUUAAUUAUUUUAUUUUUGAACAAAACUAAUAAUUUAGAUUACGAGAAAUCUUUUUAUAAAUUACGUAUUUUAUUUUAUAAAUUAACAAAGCAAUCGUUUUUAUACGAUUUCUAUAUUUUUUUUUGUUAACUUUUCUAGAAUAGAAACAUUAUUCUAGUCCCUAAUGGCUCAUGGACUGGAUUUUUAGAUAUUAAGAUUUUUAUCUAUCUUUCGUAAAUCGAUUACAAAAAGAUUGUGAAAAAAAAACAUUUUAAUUUUAUUUUACUUUCCCGUAUAGAGUGAAGAUUAAUGAAACAUAAUGUUAAAAUACCAAACAUAAAAGCAGAUCGAGUUUUGAUGUUAUUAAGAUAUUUCAGGAAAAAAUUUAUUGCUGAAUGUUAAUCAUUACUCAUUACUGUGAUAUUAUUGUGUAUAUAUAUAAUUUUUCUAAUAUUCUUUAAAACUAGAAUAUGUAUACUUUUUUUCAUUCGAAAUAAAAAAUUAUUUAAAUCUUUGGAAAA
Molecule: messenger RNA, 1873 nt
Organism: Leptopilina boulardi
Lineage: Eukaryota; Metazoa; Arthropoda; Insecta; Hymenoptera; Figitidae
Product: transmembrane protein 192
Exons: 4
Coding region: 104-925 (273 amino acids)
Cellular component (GO): late endosome; lysosomal membrane
Source: RefSeq, a predicted model, not a curated record